Molecule: messenger RNA, 1356 nt
Organism: Galendromus occidentalis (western predatory mite)
Lineage: Eukaryota; Metazoa; Arthropoda; Arachnida; Mesostigmata; Phytoseiidae
Exons: 2
Coding region: 223-1356 (377 amino acids)
Molecular function (GO): peptidyl-prolyl cis-trans isomerase activity; protein binding
Source: RefSeq, a predicted model, not a curated record
GGUGCGGUGGUGGCUGUGCGCUAACUCCGUCGAUAAUCCCGGACUCGCCACGUAAUAGGAGCUGAGCUCGGCGAGCUUAUCGGUGUUCGUACUCGUGCAGACUCUCUCACGGCUCUGACGAGCGAAGAUCGGUCCGUCGAAUGACACCGAAGGGAGCAACAGGAGAGAGAACACUCCGUGUUGAACAAUACUCUGGCUUUCGGUUCCGAUCUCAAAAAAAGCAUGGACAAGAUAAGCGUGGAUGAGCUAAAAUCGAGUGGGGAGCCCUUGCUCCCCGAUCUCCUGUACAAACUCACCAUCGCAGCUGGAGCAGGUGAUACCGUCCAAGGGAAUAGCGAGGUCGAGGUGGAGUUACGAUUGAUCCUGAAGGGUCAGACUGUCUUGGAGUACUCUGAUAAACCCUUCGUCAAACACCUGGACCAGAUCCUGCCCACCGGGUUGAGUAUUGCUCUAUCUACCAUGUGCCAAGGCGAAAGAUCCCUUAUCUGGAUGGACUCUUCUCUAGCCUUCGGCCCGAACCCGGUUUUAUUGGGACCUGGAGUGAAGAUACCUAAGGAUUCGAACCUCGUUUUCGAAGUACAGCUCAAGUCGUGGAAUGAUAAGCCUGCGCCGAGCAAGCUGCGAUUCAAGAACAGAGCAACGUCCGAAAGCUUCUCGCUGAUUCAAGCUGAGCUUCUGAAGGCUGAAACUCUCAUGGAAAACGGCAGGAAAAAUCAGGCUUAUGGAUUAUUGAAGAGCUGCUUGCACUCGGCUCGAAGACUGAAGAUCGACUGUGAGAAAGCGCGGGAGGAGAACGACGCUCGGGAGAAUCUGGUUCACUACCUGACUGUGAAAUCGGCGGGAUGUGCCUACGAGCUGGGAAAAUAUCCUCAGGCAGUUAGCCUUUCGAAAGAAGCCCUCGAGAUGGACCGAUUCGACUCCUAUGUGAAUUACAUCUGCGGGUGUGCGUGUUUCUCCCUUGGACUCUUAGCUGCCGCUAUACGCUACAUGCGUGCGGCCCAUCACAACGAUCUGGAGAACCCGGUGUAUGAGAAGAAAUUGCGGGAGAUCGAGAAACAUCAGGCUCUGCUGGAAAAAGAUAUCGACUUCGAUUCCGACAAGGAAGAAACGGAGGAAUACGCUGCCGUGCUGCUACAGAAACUCACUCUCAAUGAGAAGAAAUUGAGGAGGGAUAUCAAGAUUUUCGUCAACGAACAAUUCGAGACAGAGAGAAUUGUUCUCGUAGGGGGUGGGUUCCGACCGAGUCUCCUUCGAGGAAUAGCGGACAAAAUCCAGGAGAACUCCAUGAAGCCUGGACGCAACCCUGGAAUCCGUGUCAUAAAUACGAAAGAUGACGUCUUGAAACUAAGCCGUUGA